Molecule: messenger RNA, 4344 nt
Organism: Plasmodium gonderi
Lineage: Eukaryota; Apicomplexa; Aconoidasida; Haemosporida; Plasmodiidae
Exons: 1
Coding region: 1-4344 (1447 amino acids)
Source: RefSeq, a predicted model, not a curated record
AUGGAAGAAAGAAACGUCCUUGAAUACGCAGAAGUAAUAAUCGAUAGACAAAGAGACAAGAUAAAUGAAUUAGAAAAGAAGCUAGUUGAGUUAAGGAGUAGCAGCGAAGAGUUACAAAAGAGUGCCUUGAAAAAUGAUGAAGAAAAUAAAAGUCUGAGGCUAGAAUUAAAUAGAAAAAAUGAAAGUGAUAUGAUUUUGCAUAUGCAAUUAAAUAAAGAAAAUGAAUUUCUUCAAAAAAUUAGCGUAUUAGAAAAGCAGCUGCUUAAAAGAGACACGCUUCUAGAAGAACUAAACAACCUUUUGAAAAAAAGAAAAUAUGAAUAUGAGUUAUUGCUACAAGAAAAAGAAAAUUUAACAAAUACUGUUAAUAUAUUGAGAAAUGAUAUAUGUAAAAAUAGAAAGAGUGAAAAAUUAAAAGAACAAGAAUAUUUAAAUAAUGAAAAACAAAAUGAAAAUUUCCUAAACUUGUAUAAAAAUAAUAAUGAAGAAUUGAAUGUCACCAAAAGAUGCUUAAUACAAAUCGAGACUGAAUUACAUUUGUAUAAAAAACAGAAUGAAAAGCAAAAAAAUGAAAUCCAAAGGUUGUAUAAAAUAAUUAGUUGUAUGAACAAAGAAAAAGCUCUUAUCCCUCCUGUAGUAUUAGCAUUACAAAAUGAGUAUGUAAAAGGUAGAAAUAAUAAAACUUUACAAGAAUAUGUGCAAAUCAAGGAUAUGCAAGGCACUCCCCCAGGUCUUGGAAUACAAGUGGAAAAUAAACUAACAACACUGAAGCAGAUGGAUCCUGAAAAAAGUUUGCAACAAAAAUUAGCAUAUGAUGAGAAUUUAUUAAAAUUAAAUUUAAUGCAAUCUCAGGAACAAAAAAAUUUAUUUAAUAAAGUGCUAGAAACAUUAAAUAAAAUUCAAUAUGCUAAUACGAGCGAUAAUAAAAUUGAUUUUUUCUUUUCCUCCAAAAUUUUGCACUAUCUUGAAAAAAAUAAAGAACCGAAAUUAAUAAACACAAAUGCCGUAUCACUUAACAAGUCAUUCGGAUUAAGCAUAGACUCGAUAGAAAACUCAAGCAACCUGUCCGACACGAGUUCCUAUGACGUGUUAAAAAAAAAGGUGCAUACAAAAAAGGGAAAAAAUGAUAAAAAAGGGAACCAAAAAGAUAAGAAAAAAAAAAAAAAAAAAAAAAAAAAAAAAAAAAAUUACGUGAUGCCCCAUGCUGCCUUGCCAGUAAGGAAAAAUAAAAAAAAUAUGAAAAAGAAAGGAAAAUCGAAAAUCGGUUCAAAACAAAUAUUAUCAGGAUUAGAAGACACUUCCAACGAAGAAGAUAAUAGCAAUGUGAUUAACAUCAAUGGGUAUAAGGGUACUACCUCUGGUGAUGACCUCUCUAGUGACGAUAAAACGAGUAGAAAAAAUACCAGCGACGAAAAUACAAGUAUUGAUAGUGAUAGCGAGGGAAGUGAUAGCAAAGACAGUGAUAGCGAAGGAAGUAAUAGCGAAGGAAGUAAUAGCGAAGGAAGUGAUAGCAAAGGCAGUGAAAGUGAAUGCAGUGAAAGUGAAUGCAGUAAUAACCGAAGCGACUCAGAUUCAUCCGGCCGAAGGAGCAGGGAUCUCAUGAAGGGUUCUGGUGAUGAAUCAAUAAGCGAUAUGGAUCUAGAGAACAUUAACCAUUCAAAGAACAAACACAAUUACAAGGAAGAAAGAAGAUUCCUGUUAAAUUAUGAAAAUUAUAAAGAAAAAUUCAUAGGGAUUACAAAUAAAGAAAUAUUUAUUUAUAAUAAAAAAGGGAAUGAAGAACCAGUGCACAUCAUAAGAAAUAAAAGUAUCAAAAAUGUGAAAAUGUUGUAUAGCAAUCAGGUCUAUGUAUUAGAACAUAUUACUUUUGAUAAUAUUUUACAGAAACAUUAUUUUUUAAUAAAAAGUGAUGAUAAAUCAUUGCGAAUGUUCUAUGCUUUACAAUACGCAGGGUUUAUUAAACAGGACAUGGAUCAAUGUAUGGGAGAGAAAACAAACAAAAAAGACCAUAUAAAAAAAUUGAAUAAAAAUGAUUAUGGUAAUAAAAUGCAAAAUAUAAAUAAUCAAACAGAAAGGAAUUCAUAUUAUAGUAAACUAGAUUCUACUACAGCUGAGACAACUGUAAAUAUAUUUACACCAAAUGGAAUUGAUAAAAAUGGUAAUAACAUACCUUACUUAUGCAGCGAUGUAAUAAUGAAAGUAAAUCCUCAAAGGAACUAUCUAACACUUUUAAAUUUUCACGAAAAAAAUUCAUUUAUUAACUGUGAGGAUUAUCACAUGAGUUAUAAAAAUAAUAAAAUUACCCUCUACUUUAAUAAUUUUAAAGAUCAACACAUUAUAUUACCAAAGAGUAAAGAUUGCACAAAUAACUUGCAUGAUAUCUUAAAUGAGAUGAGUUGGAAAAAUUCUCAUCCUCAUUAUGGACCUGAUGGAAAAGACAUAUACAAUGAUGAGGACUUGAAAAGUUCUAAUGUUUCUUCAAACAAUUCUGAAAAGUCAGUCAAAGAAAAACGUAAAUAUGAAGUCAGAGAUAAAAUAUCUCAACGAAAAAUGGAAACAAGUGUGAAGCGAAAUUUUUCUAUGGAUCAAAAAGUGGAUAAAGAAAGGAAUAGCGAAUGGUACAAAGAUAAGGACAGCGCACAUGGAAAGGAUAAGAAUGCCGAUUGGGAAAAGGACAAGAAUGUCGAAUGGGGAAGGGAGAAGAAUUAUGAACGAGACAGGGAGAAGAGCAAUGAAUUGAACAAGGAGGGGAACAUGGAAGGGGAGAGAGAACAUGAACAUAAAAUGGAACGUGAUAGAAAAUCUGGAGUCCGAAGAAAUAGUUCACUUGGAAAUGAUAAUGAAAGAGGAGAGUGGUAUGAUGCAAAGGAGCGCGAAAGAGAAAAGGAUAAGGAAUGGAAUGAGGAUAAAGAUAAGACAAGGGAGAAAGGGGGAGAGAUCAGAAAAGACGAUAUUCCAUCAAACAUGAAUGCGUCUAGUAAUAUGGAAGACACCUUCUUUAUAAAACAUAAUGUUCUUUAUAUAUCUAAAGACGGUAACCCUUUUAAAAAGGACCAAAUGAAUUUUAACGAUGAAAAUUCUAUAAAAUUUCCAAACGAAAAUUUACAGGUGCUGAAAGAUGAUGAUGUUCAAGAAUUAACUUUUAUAAAAACGGAAGAAAAUAAAGAUGAAGAGACAUACAUUUUUCAUUAUCCUAAGAAGGAAAAAUAUGAUCAUUUGAUAUCCAAAUUACGUAAGAAUAAUUUUAACGUAAUGAGGAAAAGUGUUUAUGACACAAUCCAAGAAAAAGAAAAAAAUGAAAAAAAAGCACUUAAUGAAGAGUUAGAUGUAAAUAUCGAAGAAAUGGGGGUGGAAACAAUAGAAAAAGCAGACAAAUUUAUGAAAAACAAUCAAGUAGUUGUAAUCGAAAAAGGAUUACUAUCAAUUUAUAAAGAUUACGGUAAUGAAAAUUCUGUUCCAAUAAUUAAAUUUUCGUCUGAUUUUUGCGAUGUUCAUUCAAAUGAAGAAAAUGGAGUAAUUAGUAUAAAAGAUACGUCAGAUGGAUCUAAUGAAAGAAUUGUACUAGACUGUCUAAAUAAAACGGAAUUCCAUAGAUGGAAAAAUGCACUGUGUUUUGGUGGGUUUGUAAAAGGUGAAGGUGUUAAUGCUUCACACAUGAAUUUAAAAAAGCACAUAUUUUCUAUAAAUUUAUUUGAUAACUUGAAUGUGAAAAGUUUAGUCACUGUAAAUAACAAUUUCAUAUGUAUUUAUCAAAAUAAUAAUAUGGUUAAGCCCUUAUUCUCUUUUGAAAAAGAAAAAAUAGAAUUGAUAUUCAUUCCAGAAUUAAGGAAAAUAAGGAUUUAUAUGCAAAGAGAUACCACAUGCGAACGACGAUAUGAUAUUACCAUUCCAUUAGCACGUGAUUUUGCAUGCAUUAAAGAACAAGUAGAAAAAUAUAAUUAUCACUCAUUAAGCAGUAAAAAAACUCAAAAAAUAAAAAAACCCUUUGUGUUAUGCAAAAAGAAUAUCAUUGCUAUACAUAAGGAUAAAUAUAAAUUAAAACCAGAUAUAAUAUUCGACAAAAAAAGUUGCACAGCUUCAGUUGAUAAAAACAAACUUACGAUCACUUUUAAAAUUAAAAGUAAAUUAAAUACUGAUCAAGAAGAGACAAAAACUAUUACUUUAUCGAAUACAUCUAAUUUUAAUAAAUGGAUAGUCACAUUAAAAAUAGCUACAUUCUUACCUGGUUUUGAAGAAUUAGAAGAUGAUAUAUCUUUUCCUACCAUUGUUUUUGGACAUACCUCUCCAGAGGCAACUAGCUUACUCGGGAGAAGAAAUUCAUUCAUAAAUUUUUUUAAAAAAUGA